AACAGGGAGGAAAUUACCUUCUCCGUCAACUUUUAAAGUUAAAAAUCGCAAAAACACCCAAAAAUCUUCAAAAAGAUUCGAUAAUCCGUACCUCCGAAAAUUCUUGCAACUCGAAAACUUAAAAAUCUUCGAAAAAUCCCGCAUCAUCCGCAUUUUUUCCGCAUUUCAAGAAAUUACAGAAAAAAUAAUAUUUUGUGUGUCGUAGAAGAAAAUAUCGAUUUUUCGAAAAAAUUCUCAAUUGUGUGAUAAAAGAAUUGUUAAAUCAUUUGUUGAAUAAGCAGUCAUGGCAAAGCGCAUGAAAGCCGGAAAAUGUCCCACGGACGAACUUUCAUUGAAAAAUCGUGCAAUUUGCAAUCCCGUCGACUUCUCCGAAGACGUUCAAUACAUCGAUGUCUCGACCGGACCUGGGCAACAUUUUGUCUUUUCCGUGGAAUUCUGCCCGGAAAUCCCCCGUUUGUGCAUCGGAUUCUCGCUUUUGCAGCGAAAAUGGGCCACUUUAUCCAUUAACCAAGAUUUGGAUGUCAAACCAUUCCGUUUCGAGGAAAUGCGAACCUCGGAAGUGAUUGCUUCGAUCACUAUUGAAGUGGAUUUCCUGCAAAAGAAGACAAUUACGCAGGAACCUUACGACUCGGAUCAGAUGGCGAAGGAAUUUUUGAUGCAAUUUGCCGGUUUGGCAGUUACUGUUGGUCAACCCUUGGUUUUUAGUUUCCAGGAUAAGAAACUUUUGGGACUUUGCAUCAAGAGCAUUGAUGCCAUCGACGCCAGUCAAUACGGACAAGCGAAUGUCGAACCGAAAAAAACGAAUUUUGGACGACUUUUGGGCAAUUCGGUAGUUUGUUUCGAAAAAGCUGAAGGUUCGUCGUUGAAUCUCACGGGCAAAGCGAAAGGCAAGGUGGUACGUCAGAGCAUCAUUAAUCCCGAUUGGGAUUUCGGAAAGAUGGGAAUUGGCGGCUUGGAUAACGAGUUUAAUGCGAUUUUCCGUCGUGCAUUCGCUUCGAGAGUUUUCCCGCCGGAAAUUAUCGAGCAGCUGGGCGUCAAGCACGUCAAAGGUAUUUUGCUGUAUGGUCCCCCAGGUACAGGUAAAACUUUGAUGGCGCGUCAAAUUGGCAAGAUGUUAAACGCACGCGAGCCAAAAAUCGUCAAUGGCCCGCAAAUUUUGGACAAAUACGUGGGCGAGUCAGAAGCGAAUGUCCGUCGCUUGUUCGCUGAUGCGGAAGAAGAGGAAAAACGCUUGGGCCCGAACAGCGGUUUGCACAUUAUCAUUUUCGACGAGAUCGAUGCCAUUUGCAAGGCACGUGGAUCAGUUGCGGGAGCGGGAGGCGGCGUUCAUGACACUGUCGUCAAUCAGCUUCUUGCCAAAAUCGACGGCGUCGAACAAUUGAACAACAUUCUCGUCAUCGGCAUGACAAAUCGCAAAGACAUGAUCGACGAAGCUCUUAUGCGUCCCGGUCGAUUGGAGGUCCAGAUGGAAAUUAGUUUGCCAAAUGAAGCCGGGCGCAAGCAAAUUCUCGACAUUCAUCUCAGUCGCAUGCGAGAAUUCAAGAAAAUCAAUCCGGAUGUCGAUACGGCGGAACUUGCCGCGAUGACGAAGAACUUUAGUGGCGCCGAACUCGAAGGAUUGAUUCGUGCGGCGCAAUCUACCGCCAUGAAUCGUCUCAUUAAGGCAACAUCCAAGGUCGAAGUUGAUCCAGCUGCGAUGGAAAAAUUGCUCGUUUGUCGUGCGGAUUUCUUGCAUGCCUUGGAGAAUGAUAUUAAGCCGGCAUUUGGUACAGCGGCGGAGUUACUUGAUCACUUUUUGGCACGUGGCAUCAUUAAUUGGGGAGCUCCCGUGUCGCAUGUACUUGAGGAUGGCGGACUUUAUAUCGAGCAGGUUCGAUCAUCGGCAGAUUGUGACUUGGUAUCGAUUUUGUUGGAAGGUCCCCCGAAUGCGGGCAAGACUGCGUUGGCAGCUCGUUUGGCGCAAAUGUCAGAUUUUCCAUUUGUGAAGAUUUGCUCGCCGGAGGAUAUGGUUGCAUUUACUGAGUCAGCCAAGUGUUUGCAGAUCAGAAAGAUCUUCGACGACGCUAGCCGAUCAACUCUCAGCUGCAUUUUAGUCGACAACAUUGAACGACUUCUCGAUUACGGUCCCAUUGGUCCUCGUUACUCCAACUUGUCAUUGCAAGCUUUGUUAGUCUUGUUGAAGAAACAACCGCCAAAGGGCAAGAAAUUGUUAAUUAUCUGCACCAGCAGUCGACGACAAGUUUUGGAGGACAUGGAAAUGCUCUCUGCUUUCACUUCAGUCUUGCACGUUCCGAAUCUCUCGACACCCGAACACAUUGUGGCAACGCUCGAACAUAGCGACACCUUCACCAAGCAGGAAAUCCAAACGAUUUACAAAAAGUUGCAUGGUCACAAAGUAUUUAUCGGCAUCAAAAAAUUGCUCGCCCUCAUCGACAUGGCGAAGCAAACCGAUCCAAGUCAACGCGUCAUCAAAUUCAUAUCAAAGCUGGAGGAAGAAGGCGGUCUCGAUCCAGUUUCCGUGCAGUAACUUAUAGUCGAAAAAGUUUUGGGUAUCGGUGUUGUGAAGUUCAGCGAUGUUUUUUGAGUUCGCCGUCAUCGUCGCUUGUUCUCUGGCCUUUCAUUUAUUGUGAAAAUGCCUGAAACUUUUAUUUCAACGAAAAUUGGCAAAAAAAAAAAAUUUUUUUUUUCAAAAAAUUCAGUGACAUGAAAAUUGACCUUUAUUGAAGAAGACCUGUUAGCAAUUAAGUCUAAAAUAAUAAUAAUUAUUUAUUGUUAAAAAUUAAUUAAUUAAUCGAUAUUCUUACCGUACAUGAACAACGAGAGUUGUUUCAAAUCUAGUCAUGAUUUCAAGGAUUUUUGCGUUGAUAAGUAAUGUUUAUUAAUAAAGAGUGUCAGUCAAUUCAGUAUCAGAAGUAUAAUUAUAAAAAAUUAAAAUAAAAAUAUUUAAUCAUAAACGGUA
Molecule: messenger RNA, 2959 nt
Organism: Culicoides brevitarsis
Lineage: Eukaryota; Metazoa; Arthropoda; Insecta; Diptera; Ceratopogonidae
Product: vesicle-fusing ATPase 1-like
Exons: 5
Coding region: 284-2527 (747 amino acids)
Biological process (GO): Golgi to plasma membrane protein transport; intra-Golgi vesicle-mediated transport; SNARE complex disassembly
Cellular component (GO): Golgi stack
Molecular function (GO): ATP hydrolysis activity; ATP binding
Source: RefSeq, a predicted model, not a curated record